Messenger RNA from Caenorhabditis remanei, 342 nucleotides. RefSeq lists its product as uncharacterized. The record is from RefSeq and is a predicted model, not a curated record. The coding region runs from base 1 to 342 and encodes 113 amino acids. The transcript is spliced from 3 exons. Lineage: Eukaryota; Metazoa; Nematoda; Chromadorea; Rhabditida; Rhabditidae.
AUGUUUCUCCUUUUGUUGGUCGUCGCGGCCGUUUGUUCGGCUGACAAUUCACUGUAUGAUCUAACUGCAUGCUCAUAUACGAACUGCCAUUCAAUGCUCACCACUGCUCAAUGUCCCUCUGAAUUCUAUCUUGUCAAAUGGGAGAAAUGUGGAUUCUUGAAGAAGCAUGAGUUAUGUUGCCGAAUGUCGAAUAGUACUGCUGCGGAUAAGUGUCGCUGGGGUCCAUGUCAUGCUUCCAUUGAGAACAACUUUUGUUCCAAAAACGAGUUUGUCAGCGAAGAAAAGAAAUGUUCGUUGCUCCAAAAGCAAGAAAGAUGCUGUAAACAAGAGUUGAUUUCUUGA